Ostertagia ostertagi is the source of this 360-nucleotide messenger RNA. The record is from the annotation of a GenBank genome assembly. Lineage: Eukaryota; Metazoa; Nematoda; Chromadorea; Rhabditida; Trichostrongylidae.
AUGGAACGAGCGUUUGAUAACAAAUACGAAAACAUAUUGAAAAAAGUUCCUGAACGAAGCUUCAAGGAUUGUUUGGUUGUUCUAGAGUGGAACGGUUUUGUGUUAGACAAGAACCAAUUAAUACCAACGGCGAAGGAGACAUGGGCCGGUGUGAGUGUCGUGCUAGACGAAAUUGUGGCCCAAUACUUGAAUUCACAAGCAAAAGGAGCAGAAGCAAAUGUUCAGCGCCAAAAGCGCUGCAGUGACCGAUUAGACGGCUGUAGGCUUUGGGUGGAAGCGUCACCCGGGCUCUGCGCGAUAGGAUACCACCACAAUCAAUGGUUCGAGACUGCGCUAAGACGUGUAACCUCUGCCAUUUAA